AUGCGAAGCACAGUCGAUCAAUACCCUCUCGACAUCAUCUUAGGACCAUCAGGGUGCCUUUUGACUGAUCUUGAGUACGCCGGCGAUGUUGUUAUCGCGGAAAGCAAUAGGAAACUUCAACAUAUUGUCAACCUUGUAUCGAAGCUGGCGGCAGCCUAUAGACUAUGCCUACACCCAGUUGAAAUGCUUGUGGUCGACUCCCACUACCAAAGAAGCCAAACUGCGAGUCUACCUAUCCGCAAUUUGCCCCGUCAUGAUGUACAGAUCGGAAGCUUGGGCAGCACCGUCUAUGGUGAUGGUGAGGCUUGA
Molecule: messenger RNA, 309 nt
Organism: Necator americanus (New World hookworm)
Lineage: Eukaryota; Metazoa; Nematoda; Chromadorea; Rhabditida; Ancylostomatidae
Exons: 1
Coding region: 1-309 (102 amino acids)
Source: RefSeq, a predicted model, not a curated record